Molecule: messenger RNA, 1016 nt
Organism: Cygnus atratus (black swan)
Lineage: Eukaryota; Metazoa; Chordata; Aves; Anseriformes; Anatidae
Product: feather keratin B-4-like
Exons: 2
Coding region: 60-395 (111 amino acids)
Cellular component (GO): intermediate filament
Molecular function (GO): structural constituent of cytoskeleton
Source: RefSeq, a predicted model, not a curated record
AGACCACAGCUCUCCGCUUCUCCUCCUUGUUGAUCUGAGUUCACCUCCCUGCCUGAAGGAUGUCGUACCUCAGCCAGCAGCUCAGCUCCCGCUGCUUCCCCCCCUGUGAGGUGACCUGCCCGCAGCCCUGUGUUGACGCCUGCAGCCAGCCCUGUGUCACCUCCUGCGGGGACUCCCGUGCCGUGGUCUACCCCCCACCCGUGGUCAUCACCUUCCCGGGCCCCAUCCUCAGUUCCUGCCCGCAGGAGAGCUUCGUGGGCAGCUCAGCCCCGCUGGGGCUGGGGCUGGAGCAGCCCAGGGCUCUGCAGGGCUCCCUCCCCUAUGGGGGCUUCUCCUCCUCCUCCUUCUCCCAGCAGUCCAGGAGGUAUCGCUACAGGGACUGCAGGCCCUGCUGAGCACCGCAGAGGGUAUGGAUGGCUGGAGAAACAGCGGGGAACCAACGGCGAGACGUGGCUGUGCAUCUGAGCUGAGGAGCUCCCCCGAGCCCUGGUCACCCAUGACUCCAGCUAAUCCUCUGAGACCUGUGGGUGCUACUCAGCACCCAUGGGAACUGCUCUUCUGAUUGCCUUUCUUAUGAUCUUUUUGCUUUUGAUGUUGCCGCUGUGAACAUGCGCUGAUUUCUCAAACUGUGUCUUUUCCAUCCUCACAGGCCAGAGGCAGAGUUAUAGGGGUUAGAAACUGAACGAUUUGUUAUUUAGCCUGAGAACACAUGUACUGAUUUUCUGGUUUUGUGUUUCACCUGGAAGAUGUAACAGAACUCAUGUUAGGAAAGUUACUUUGCUCUCCAGGUAGGUUUUAUCAUCAGCAAAGCCUUUCUGUAUAUUCCAGAGCAGAACUUGGCUGAAAAAAUUAGCUCUGUCAGAGGAAAGAAAACGUACCUUGUGUGAAGUGCUCAGUGCUUGUUGAUGAAAUGUUUAUAAUCUUGUUUGAGAAACUGGAAACAUUCUUUCACUUUUUGUGGUUUAUUAUUGUAAAUGCCAUUUCUUGUUCUGAAUAAAAAAUCAUACUGCAUUCUA